CUUGGGAAAUCUUCUUUGCGAUGCAGCUUUUCAAGGAAGGAAAGGGAGGAUUUUCGCCCAAAUCUUCUUCCCUGGCUGGAAAACUGUUCCGUAUCUACUCUUCAUCAAAGGAAUUGAGUUCUACAGCGAACGAAAGUCUCGCCCAAACCUUUUUCUGAAUUUUUGAACAAUUCAAGAUCUAGGUUUGUUUCCAAAAUUCUUAAGCAAUUUCUAUUCAAUUUCGAGAUUUUCGGCAUGUCGAUUUCCCCAAUUCUUCAUCAAUUACGCCCCUCUUCUUCCCCAAAGGCGACAAAUUGUAGUUCUUCAACCUGCAGUAGCAACCGGCCGAAACCAACCCGCAGCACCAACCGGCUGAAACAGGAAAUGCUUUUAUGUGAUGCAGAUUUUAUUCUUGUGAUAUAUUAGGAUUAUCUUCCCACAUUUAUCUCCAUUUCUGGGUACUUAUUGGGGUGUAAAGAACAAAAAGCACAUGAGUUUGGCAUUCAUAUGUAUAAAUGCUUAUUUGAAGAAUUUGCGGAUAGCAGCUAUUCAAGACAGGAACUUUUAGGAGCACUUGUCACUCAUGUGGGCUCUGGCAUUAGUCAUGAAGUGAGCACUGGGUUGGAAGCCAUGGCACUUCUCGCCUCCAAGUAUUCCCAUGAGUUGAUUCCUCUUUCUUCUUACAUAAUGGGUAUAUUGGAUUACCCUGAAGGAUUUAGCCUUGAAAAUUUGCACAAGGUUGUAACUGCAGUUUUAUGCCUUUUUAACCAUGUGAUAAAGCAAAUGAUAAGAAUUUUUUUAUUAUGGUAGCACUUUUUUUCAGGUAUAUGAAGCUUUCAGCCAUCUUGCACCCAUUAAUCAAUUGAUUUGCGUUGUGAUUCAACUAUGUGUUUGAGUUGAAAAUAGAAAUUAUACGAAGGCCUUGCGGGUAUGAUGCCCGGUGGCUAGGGUUAAAACGUACGUACGGGAUCCAAGAACCAAACUUGAGUACCUACUCGUUUGGGGGUACCACCCACCCAACAGUGAACACUACGCUGUCGGUUUUUGGUUGGCCUUAAGUGAAGGUAAGUUUAAGAUUUCCAAAACCCUUUUAUCUUAAACUAGGCCUAGCUUAAGGAUUAUUA
This is a messenger RNA of Cuscuta campestris, 1103 nucleotides long. Lineage: Eukaryota; Viridiplantae; Streptophyta; Magnoliopsida; Solanales; Convolvulaceae. The record is from the annotation of a GenBank genome assembly.